CCCCAGCACCAUCAGUAUUCCACGAAGCUGAAACUGAGGAUGAACAGAGACAAAAUGACGACGAUGGCGAUGUCGAUGACGAUGAUGAUGGCAGUCGUUGUGGUGUUGACCUGUGUGGGAGGAGGUGCUCAAGCAGCUGGCUUUACCACUGCUGUCCACCCGCUCACCAGCUAUGGCUACUCGGGUGCCAGCUAUGGUAGCAUUGCCAAGUCGGUCACCGGUUCCGCCACACUCUCUGCCACACCAUGGUCAUCCACUACCAUGGCAGUCAUUGUUCUGACUGAGGAGAGCCUUGCUCAUGACAUUGUCAAUGCCCUGGUCACCUCCCCGCCCAGAGCCCUUGUCCUGGUCCUGCCAUCCCCGGACGCCGCAUGGGCUGCCGAGGUUGUGGCGGCGAUGGAGACAGAGCUGAUGUGGGCCAAGAUUGAGUGCCCGGUGAUGAUGGCCUUUGCCGACGAGAUCGGUGAGGAAGGCAUGAAGGAGCUCGACGAGCUGACGCUGAGCGUCAAGACGUCGGCCAAGGAGAUCAAGACUGGCGAUGCUGCCAAUGUCGAGGCGUGGCUGAUCGGCUCGCAGGGCGAGCGCGCAAAGACCAUUGUUGUCGCUGCCCACUAUGACGCGCUGGCGGCGGCCCCGAGCCUGGCUUCGGGCUCGGACGCCAAUGGCGCCGGUCUUGUGGCACUGCUCUCGGUCGCACGCUCGUUUGGUCGGCUUUAUGCGACCGAAAAGACGCGUGGGGCGUACAACGUGGUGUUUGUGGCGACCGCUGCCGGCAAGCUCGGCUUUGCCGGUGCCAAGGCCUGGCUCGCCGACGCAUCGGCCAUGCAGCUCCGCAACGUCGAGCUGGUGGUCUGCGUUGACGCGCUCGGUGCGCCCGGCGUCAACCUCCUCUCCACUGACGUGCCGCAGUCUGGCAAGAAGCGCGGGCCGGCGGGGUCGGCAGCUUCGGACGCGUUCGAGGCCGCGCUCGCCGAGCUCGGGGCCGGCAAGAUCGAGCUCGAGCUCGACCCGGAGGCCCGGACCUACGCCUUUGAGCACGAGCGCUUUGCCCGCCGCGGCCUCGCGGCGUACACUGUCUCGUCGCACAGCGCGCCGUACAACAUGCUGCGGACCAAGACAGCGGCCGUUGCCGGCGCUUACGACGCGGCCGACCGCGACGCGCUCGUUGCCAACAUCCACACUGUCACCACCGCCCUCGUCCGGGUCGUCUUUCCGCAUCUCGGCCUCGCCGCCGCCGCCGACCUUGCCCGCCCCGAUGCCGGCUUUGUCGACGCAUGGGCCUCGUACCUUGAGGCCACGCCGCGGUUUGCGCCGCUCCUCGCCACGCCUACCGGCGCCCCGGUUGUCGCCGCCAUCACCAAGGCCCUCAAUUCGGCGCUGCCCGCCGCAGACGUGACCGCCUCGGACUUUAAGCUCGUCGUCCCGUACACCUUUACCGCGCCGACCGCUUCCGCCGAGCUCUCGGCCUACAAGCAGACCUCGCCCAUCUACGACCUGCUCGCCUUCCUCGCCGCUGGCGCCUACGUCGUCGGCGUCUAUGCAUACUUUGUCGGCCCGUCGGCAGCCGUCGCCGCCGUCCUCUCGUACGUCACCUCCAAGCCGUCAUCUGCUACCAAGGCCAAGACUAAGAAGUCCAAGUCCAAGAAGGAGUAA
Molecule: messenger RNA, 1653 nt
Organism: Thecamonas trahens ATCC 50062
Lineage: Eukaryota; Apusomonadida; Apusomonadidae
Exons: 2
Coding region: 40-1653 (537 amino acids)
Biological process (GO): regulation of signal transduction
Cellular component (GO): endoplasmic reticulum membrane
Source: RefSeq, a predicted model, not a curated record